AUGUCCGUCGAGAAGAUCCUGGCCUGUCCUAUCAUUUCCAUCAAUGCCCGUGUGUGGCGCUUUUGGUCCUUCAUUCUGAAGCACGACUACAUGCGCUACAUCAGCAUCAUCCCGGUUACUGCGAUGACGGUGCUGAUGUUCACCGAUCUGUACCGAGCGUGGGGCAAUAUUGGCGAAGUUAUUAUCAACGCCUACUUUGCCGUGCUCUAUUUCAACGCUGUGUUGCGAGUGCUGAUUUUGGUCCAUUACCACGAGGAGUACGAAUCGUUCUUGGAGAAAAUCGCAGACGUGUACAGGGAAAUCAUCUCAAUGCCGGAUGAAAAAACCAAGGAAAUGGUUCAACUUUUUACGAAACGUGCACGAGUGAUGUCGGUCUCCAAUCUGGGUUUGGGUGCCUUUAUCAGCGCCUGCUUUGUGGUUUAUCCAUUAUUUACCGGCGAACGUCGACUUCCUUACGGAAUGCACAUCCCUGGCGUGAAUAAAUUCGAAUCACCUUUGUAUGAGAUCCUGUAUGUGAUGCAAGCUGUGCUCACCUUUCCCGGGUGCUGUAUGUACAUUCCGUUUACGAGUUUCUUCGCUUCGACGUCGCUGUUCGGUUUGAUUCAGAUCAAAUCACUGCAGUAUCGGUUGGAGAGCUUCAAGCAGAAUGGCACUGGGAAAUUUAAUAAAGAACAACGCUCUCAGCUGGAAGCCAUCAUCAGUGACCAUCAGAGGGUGAUUGCCUAUGUUGGGGAGCUGAAUGGUUUGGUGACGUACAUUUGUCUGGUGGAACUUCUAUCGUUCGGCAUGAUGCUCUGUGCAUUGCUCUUUCUGUUGGUCAUUAUCGAACACUACGCACAGCUCAUCAUCGUGGUGUCGUACAUCUUCAUGAUCAUUUCGCAGAUUUUCGCAUUCUACUGGCAUGCCAAUGAGGUCCGGGAAGAGAGCAUGGCCAUUGGGGAGGCAGCCUACAGUGGACCAUGGAUUGAACUGGAUCAAGCGAGCAAAAAGAAACUGUUGUUGGUUAUCCUCCGAUCACAAGUGCCACUGGAAAUAUCCGUUGGAAAUGUCUAUCCUAUGACGUUGGAAAUGUUUCAAUCAUUAUUGAAUGCAUCUUACUCAUAUUUCACUCUUUUGAAACGUGUUUAUAGCUAA
Aedes aegypti (yellow fever mosquito) is the source of this 1134-nucleotide messenger RNA. It is a transcript of the gene Or9, whose product is annotated as odorant receptor Or2. Lineage: Eukaryota; Metazoa; Arthropoda; Insecta; Diptera; Culicidae. Gene Ontology annotation, cellular component: plasma membrane. Gene Ontology annotation, molecular function: odorant binding; olfactory receptor activity. Bases 1 to 1134 code for a protein of 377 amino acids. The record is from RefSeq and is a predicted model, not a curated record. Gene Ontology annotation, biological process: detection of chemical stimulus involved in sensory perception of smell; sensory perception of smell. The transcript has 5 exons.